AUGUUAAACCUGCUAGCCCUUUUAAAUACGCCCCAUUUCAUAUCCCAUCAAUGCAUAGUCGUUACCACUGGCCAAAGGGAAAAUAAUUUGGCAUGCGAUAAGGAAUGUGAACGCAGACUAGCUAUGGGUAUGAAGUGGAUAUCAAAAAAGUCGACUGUGGAGAAUGGUGGUUGCACUGACAACUUGUUCGCACACAAUGCAUCCUUUUUGAAAAAAACUACUAAAACAUUAUCAAAUACGAGGCAAUUUCCAAGACCACCGAUUUUUCUCAAUUGUUGCUACAGUCAAGUCAGACAGGUUCGACAAGAUGGUGGACCAAUCGCUGAAAAGAAAAGAGAAAUUAGACGAGCUCAAACAAAUGAUACCAAAUGUCUUGAGAAAGGUACUGCCUACAAUAAUUCCGUUGCUUGCCUGAAUUUAGUCCUAAAUGAGGAAAAAUUGCUUAUCAAACACAUUCCACUUCAAAAUGGUCCAUUUUGUAAUCCAAAACUUGAUAUACUUCCAAAAACAUCUAGAAUUUUCAGCGACAAAGUUGCCUCAUCGAUGAAUAAUCGUGAUAACAAAUGGAGGCAACGAAAUUGCAGGAAAAUGAAAUCCUAUUUCUUGUUGAGAUCAAGGUCUAAAGAAAGUGUGCUCAAUGGGGGAGUGCUUUGCUUUCAAAACAUUAAGAGCUAUUAA
Messenger RNA from Echinococcus granulosus, 678 nucleotides. RefSeq lists its product as hypothetical. The transcript is spliced from 4 exons. The coding region runs from base 1 to 678 and encodes 225 amino acids. NCBI's taxonomy places the organism in Eukaryota, Metazoa, Platyhelminthes, Cestoda, Cyclophyllidea, Taeniidae. The record is from RefSeq and is a predicted model, not a curated record.